Cylas formicarius (sweet potato weevil) is the source of this 1630-nucleotide messenger RNA. Its product is annotated as broad-complex core protein isoforms 1/2/3/4/5-like. The record is from RefSeq and is a predicted model, not a curated record. Gene Ontology annotation, biological process: regulation of transcription by RNA polymerase II. Gene Ontology annotation, cellular component: nucleus. Lineage: Eukaryota; Metazoa; Arthropoda; Insecta; Coleoptera; Brentidae. The coding region runs from base 207 to 1247 and encodes 346 amino acids. Gene Ontology annotation, molecular function: protein binding. The transcript is spliced from 7 exons.
GAGACAAUUAAUUCAACUUACCAAAAUGACUUAUUAUGUAUACUAUGUUGUAAUUUUUCGGUGGUUUUUGGGAAGUUACUAGAAAAGCAUUAUUUUUAAUAAAUUUCGAAAAAAAGCUGCAUUUGGCGGACGUAGCGAAUUGCAGGUUAUUUGAAAUCAGAAACUUACUAUUAGAAAUUCUCUUUUUAGCACCUUUAUUUGGUAAAAUGGAAAAACCAAGCUCAGGAGAUCAAUUCAAUCUUAAGUGGAACAAUCACAUGGCAAAUUUCAUCCAGAUUUUCAUUGAACAUCAAAAUCAGGAAUCCCUAGUUGAUGUUACCCUGUCAUGUGAAGGCCAAUAUAUUAAAGCUCACAAAUUAAUACUGGCAGCAUGCAGCGAUUAUUUCCAAAGUGUCUUCCAAAUUCAUAGCAAUGUUACGCAGCCAUUUAUUUUAUUGAAUGGAAUUCGGUUUCGAGACCUUAAAUACAUUUUGCACUUUAUGUAUCAUGGUGAAGUUAAGGUUUUGGAUAAAGAUCUUCCAAAUGUUUUGGCUCUAGGACAGAGCCUGCAAAUAAAAGGUCUGUGUUCGGUUAAACUAAAAGAUAUGCCAGAUCAUGAGUCACCUCGUCCUAAUAUAAAUCAGUCUGCUAGUAAUAUGGAAAUAGAAUCAAGACCUCCAAGUAAUUUGUUACCUACAGAAGUACCUAAAACCUACUUGCCUGAUCAGAGAAAUGAUCUUAACCAAGAUAUAGAUGGUAAAUCCACUAAACUUUCAUCUUUUCCUGCUCCAGUGGUACGGAAUUCUACACAGACAGGUCCAAACAACCAGCACACAAAUGAAAUCAUAUCAGAUUUACAUCCACCACUUAAAAAAAGAAAAAAUCUAACUGAGAACACAAGUGCACCAAGUAUAAAGCUGGAUAACCAUCCAGAAGCUGUUGACUAUAAACCCAGAAGUCCAUUCAUGAUUUUUGCCAAAGAUUGGAGACCAAAAUUGGCUGCAGAAUAUCCAGACAAAAGCAACAAAGAAAUUUCAAUUAAAUUGGGAAAUAUUUGGAAAGCUCUGACACCAGAAACGAAAAAGGCAUACUAUACCACAGCCAAGAAAACUGAAAAACAUAAACAAAAAUAUACAGAUUGCACGUUCAUUGGUGAGGAUGUAAAAAAAUUAAAAAGUGAUGCCUACAGCGGAAAUAACUCGCCUGUAGACCCAUUAAUGAUGAUUCAAGUGGAUGAAGAAUCGAUAUUGCUAUCUGAAGAUGAAUAAAUGGAACCUUCUUUUGAAAAAGUUUUGUCCAUAAAGUCUACCAUAAUAAGUGUGCAAAAAUUAACAUUGUUAUUAAACAAAUGAGACGUUUAAGAUUACUUUAAUUAUAAAAUUCGGAAUUUGCCAAUGCCUUGAGUAUAGUAAAUGAAUUCUGUGGUAUCCUUACAUUGUGUUCUCAUUAACUCGGAAAAAGUGUUAAAGCCUCACACCAGUGCUUUUGUUUAAUAACACUGUAUUUGCUCUAAAUUCUGGCGCCUACCCAUUUUUGUACAUUUUUAGAACCUCAUAUUAAGGUUAAGAUGAUUUUAAUGUAGUAUAAAAACAAUUCUAAAGCAUUUCAGAAGUUAAUUAAUCUUUAAGAAAAUAUUUGAAAUAAAUGUAUG